AUGGAUCCGUUGAGUCGUAAUUUGUUGGUUCUUUGUUCGUACAAUACGCCGUCAUGUAUAGAUGACGUUGUGGAUGAUGAUCAAUUGGUGCAGUAUGAGAAGUUGAAUCGUGUGUAUUAUGAUUGUAUAGUUAAGCACAUGGAGGAGUGUGCGAAGCAAGGUUAUGAACGAGGAGAUUUGGUUAGUGGUCAGGGAGAUGUGGUUAGUGGUCAGGAUAUUGGGAGUGAUGUUGUGGUGUUGAUAUUAUAUCCGAAUUUCUUCCUUUUACCUGCUAUGUUGAAGAAUUAUUGCGGAGAUAUAAACGUUGUGUAUAAUAUUGGUUUGUUUUUUCCACCGUACGAGCUCAUGGGUAUCAUCCCGUUUAGAAAGACAUUAUUGGAUUCACUUCUUUACUCAGAUGUCCUUGUGUUCAAUAAUUUCCAAGUUAAAAAUGAAUUCAGGGCCUGUAUAACCGACGUCCUCGGAAUUCAUUCAUCAGACACCCUCAUUCCAAGAUCUACACAAUCAAAUGGUCGCCGGAUUGAUCUUAUUGUCAUAACAUAUACUCCCAGAAAUAUGACGUACCCAACCAUGGUAACAACCUCCAAGGAACAUGUGGAUGGGCUGAGGAUUCUAUCUAUCGAGAAUAGUUUAGUUAGUUUUGAAGCACUAAGGAAACGAUUAACGGCCAUAGGUAUGCUGCUAGAAAGCGGCGUCGUGUUUAGUUACAAUCUGCACAUACCCAGACAACAAACGUUCGGUACUGAUUUACCACUUUAUUAUUUACGAGAUCUCAAUGAACAAACAUUAACGUCCAUUGCAAGAUUAACCGUCAAAUUCGGGCCAGAACGCAUCUGUGUUAGGAUCAUCGAGAGAACAGAAGAUAUUGAAGACUAUCUAUUCGAUCUGCUCCUCAUUGGCGAACCUUUUAAUAAUGGGAACACUCAUCUUGUAACCAGAUACAUUGACGCCAACACCAUAGAUCGAAAACGAAAAGAUGACCAAAAGAUAGUAGAUAAUGAUCGGACAGCAGACAGCGAUGAUCGGACAGCAGACAGCGAUGAUGGGAAAGAAUUUGUUGGAUCUAUCCUUUUAGGAGAGUCUACCUACACCGCCUCAAUAUUUCGAGGUGUUUUCUUAACGUUCAAUCCCUUCAGCGAAGAGGAUCUAUGUCAAAAGGUUGAACAUGUUUACAACAAAAACAAAAACAAGCAACGACGCGCUCCCUCGUUGGAGCACACGUGUGUGCCCGGUAAAAAAUGCGCCGUUGGCGGCGAAGUCCACGGUGGCUUUAAGCUGGUAAACUACGUUAAGCAUAUAAUGAGCCAAUAUCCCAGUCAACUUUGGCUGGAUAACCUCCGGCAGGUGGUUAUGCCUCGUAUUCGCCGGGCAGAAUCGUUUGAAGGGAGUUGUAGAAUGGAUUCUCCGAAGGCGAUAGCUGAAAAAUUCUUGCGUUUGCCCCACGAACGUAAAAUCGUGAUUUGCGGGGUGCAGGGCAUCUUGGGUCCCCCUGAGCUGACGGCAGCGAACCGUCUGUUGGUUCCUCAGACAGUGUUGGAUUGGGAUAAUACAAACAUCGAUUUGUAUCUGACGACGCAGUUGGGCGUGCGCGCAAUGGGAGACGUGAUCGGUCAAGGGAAUUUGCUUGUGGACUGCGACAAUGGUCACUACCGCAAGGAUCUUGAUGAAUACAAUUUCUCAUGGAUUUGCGGAGACAUAGGUAGAAAGGACGCGCAUCAGAAGCUGACUCCUGUGCUGGAGUUGAUGCAGUACUACAGGGACAGGACUCCAGGAAGCUUCAUCUCAGAGUCCGAAACGAGUGCGUCUUUCCAUGUACACAACUAUACACACCUGAGCGGAAAAACACUAAGGGAGCUCAUGGCGCAACUUCAGUCCGGUGUUCUCUCUCGCGACCCGAACCUGAAAGUUGACUCUUCGCAACGAAGCGUGCGGGUCAUCGUCAACCACAAGCAAAGGCGCGUCGCCAUCGAGGAUGGCAUCAGAGCUCUAGUCACCAGAAAGCGGUCUCCCGACAACACGAAAGCCAAGAUCCAAAACACCAUUCUACUCAUUCCCCCUACCACUACCGAUGCCACUAAUCAACCAGACAACUCCACGAAAGCCAAACCGUCUCCUGUGGAGACCAAGCCGUCACCCGGGGAGGAUGUAUGCGGAGGGCGAGAACUAACCAAGUUGACUACCGCAGCGGACGUUUCAAACGCUCGGGACAAGCCCGUAAUCAGAAGACACUCCAGCAGGCAGCGAGAUGGGAGCCGAGAACGCGGAGGGAGCCGAGAACGCGGAGGGAGCCGAGAACGCGGAGGGAGCCGCGAGCGCGAGACCCGACGUGGUGGCCGCGACCAGGACUUAUUCGGAGACGCCACGGACGUACUCUGUAUCGGAGGCGAACAACUCAUCCACAUUGUGUGGUCCAUGGUCCCGCAGGCCCUGACGGUUGCCAUUCCCACCCCGUUCACCGACGAGGUCGGCGAACACCAUCUCAAAAACAGCUCGGAAAUCAUCCAACUACUUACCCUGCUCCAGCAAGCUGGCGCCACCCAGAAGUCCCGCCCUGCGACCAAACAAUAUCUUCGAGCCGCCUCACCCAAAGCAGUGGAGUGGGAAUACAGCCCCAGCGUCAUCGGCCUCGUGCGAGAGGACGACGCGGAGGAUGAAGCCGAAGACGAGCAAUCCGAAAACGGCGCAGCAAGUCGCAGCCCCAUCCACAGCGAAGAAGAACGAUUCUUCACACCGCCAACUCUUUCGCCCCACUGA
This is a messenger RNA of Gregarina niphandrodes, 2754 nucleotides long. RefSeq names its product trehalose-6-phosphate synthase domain protein. Bases 1 to 2754 code for a protein of 917 amino acids. Gene Ontology annotation, biological process: trehalose biosynthetic process. NCBI's taxonomy places the organism in Eukaryota, Apicomplexa, Conoidasida, Eugregarinorida, Gregarinidae. The transcript has a single exon. The record is from RefSeq and is a predicted model, not a curated record. Gene Ontology annotation, molecular function: catalytic activity.